Messenger RNA from Engraulis encrasicolus (European anchovy), 8064 nucleotides. RefSeq names its product voltage-dependent T-type calcium channel subunit alpha-1I-like. Lineage: Eukaryota; Metazoa; Chordata; Actinopteri; Clupeiformes; Engraulidae. Bases 1 to 6933 code for a protein of 2310 amino acids. The record is from RefSeq and is a predicted model, not a curated record. Gene Ontology annotation, biological process: calcium ion transmembrane transport; positive regulation of calcium ion-dependent exocytosis; membrane depolarization during action potential. Gene Ontology annotation, molecular function: low voltage-gated calcium channel activity; voltage-gated sodium channel activity. The transcript has 40 exons. Gene Ontology annotation, cellular component: voltage-gated calcium channel complex; voltage-gated sodium channel complex; neuron projection.
AUGACGUCCGAGGACUGUCCCGUGCCGCUGGGCGUGUCCCCGGGGGGGCUGUGCGUGGACUACGGCCCCAUGGCGGCGGAUGACAUCAUCGAGGAGGUGGGGGUGGCCGUGGGGGUGGGGGUAGGGGUAGGGGCACCCUCCGAGCUGAGCGCCCUGGUGGUGCCCUUCCCGGAUCUGGCGCCCGUGGUCUUCUUCUGCCUCAAGCAGACCACCUGCCCCCGGAGCUGGUGCAUACGCAUGGUGUCCAGCCCGUGGUUCGAGCGAAUCAGCAUCAUGGUGAUCCUGCUGAACUGCGUGACGCUGGGCAUGUACCAGCCCUGCGAGAACAUCGACUGCACCUCCGACCGAUGCCAGAUUCUACAGGCAUUCGAUGCAUUCAUUUACAUCUUCUUUGCACUUGAGAUGGUGGUGAAGAUGGUGGCCCUGGGGAUCUUUGGCCGUCGCUGUUACCUUGGCGAUACUUGGAAUCGUCUGGACUUUUUCAUCGUCAUGGCAGGGAUGGUUGAAUACUCCCUAGAUCUCCAGAACAUCAACUUCUCCGCCAUCAGAACAGUGCGAGUCUUGAGACCGCUCAAAGCCAUCAACCGGGUUCCUAGCAUGCGUAUCCUGGUGAACCUGCUGCUGGACACCUUGCCCAUGCUGGGGAACGUGCUCCUGCUCUGCUUCUUCGUCUUCUUCAUCUUCGGCAUCAUCGGCGUGCAGCUGUGGGCCGGCCUGCUGCGCAACCGCUGCUACCCAGAAGAAAACUUCACACUCACCUCAGGAAUCACGCUCCCCGCCCCCUACUACCAGCACCACGAGGAGGAGGACGAGAGGCCCUUCAUCUGCUCGCUGCCGCAGGACAACGGCAUCGUGACGUGCCGUGACGUGCCGGCGCGGCGCGAGGGCGGCCACGAGUGCUGCCUGGACAAGGAGGACGUGCUGCACCGGCAGGCGCUGGGCCUGGGGCCCGAGCCGCUCAACGCCAGCACCGGCGCCAGCAUCAUGGGCCUGUGCGUCAACUGGAACCAGUACUACACGCGCUGCCACACGGGCAGCAGCAACCCACACAAGGGGGCCAUCAACUUCGAUAACAUCGGCUACGCCUGGAUCGUCAUCUUCCAGGUGAUCACGCUGGAGGGCUGGGUGGAGAUCAUGUACUACGUCAUGGAUGCCCACUCCUUCUACAACUUCAUAUACUUCAUCUUCCUCAUCAUCAUCGGCUCGUUCUUCAUGAUCAACCUGUGCCUGGUGGUCAUCGCCACCCAGUUCUCGGAGACCAAGCAGCGUGAGCACCAGCUGAUGCAGGAGCAGCGUGCUCAGUGCCUGUCCUCCAGCACCCUGGCCUCCCUCACCGAGCCGGGCGACUGCUACGAGGAGCUCUUCCAGCUGGUCUGCCACAUGCUCCGCAAGGCCCGCAGACGCUCCGCAGCCUUCUACAACACGCUACGGGGCCGGCCGCCGCCACCAGGGGGUGGGGGCAGGGGGGCAGGACGGAUGGGCAGGGGAGGAGGAGGAGGAGGGAGCGGAGGGGUCAGCGCUGUCAACGGAGGAGGGGAGAAGCACCAUGGACAUUCGGGGCAUGCGCCCCACUGUCCGCAUCAGAGCAAAUUGGACCAUAGCUCUCAAAAUCUGGACAAUGCCAUCUCCCUCUCGGUCACCUCCAACCCAGAGAGCUGUCCCGAGUGCUCGGCUGCGCUGUCACUCACGGAAGGGGAGGGAGCGAGGGUCGGCUCGGCCAAUGGGGAAGAGGACGAAGAGGAGGAGGGAACUCUGGAAGAGACGGACAGGGAGGAGAACCACUUGGGGAGCAGGAAGGAGGGCGAUAAUAAGAAAGGAAAGUCCAAGAAGGAGAAGAGGAGGUCCUGCCUGGGGUUCUUCAAGGACGUGUGGGACGAGAUGAGGGUCAGGCUGUGGAGCAUCGUGGAGAGCAAGUACUUCAACAGAGGCAUUAUGAUCGCCAUCCUCAUCAACACCAUCAGCAUGGGAAUCGAGCACCACAACCAGCCGGAUGAGCUGACCAACGUGCUUGAGAUCUGCAAUAUAGUCUUCACCAGCAUGUUUACCCUGGAGAUGAUCCUCAAGCUGACCGCCUUUGGCUUUUUCGAAUACCUGCGCAACCCCUACAACAUUUUCGAUGGCAUCAUCGUCAUAAUCAGUGUGUGUGAGAUCAUAGGCCAGGCAGAUGGGGGCCUGUCAGUGCUGCGGACGUUCCGUCUGCUGCGGGUGAUAAAGCUGGUGCGCUUCAUGCCUGCCCUUCGCCGGCAGCUGGUCGUGCUCAUGAAGACCAUGGACAACGUGGCCACCUUCUGCAUGCUACUGAUGCUCUUCAUCUUCAUCUUCAGUAUCCUGGGCAUGCACAUCUUUGGCUGCAAGUUCAGCCUGAAGACCGAGGCUGGGGACACAGUUCCGGAUAGGAAGAACUUUGACUCCCUGCUCUGGGCCAUCGUCACCGUCUUUCAGAUCCUGACGCAGGAGGACUGGAACAUGGUCUUGUAUAACGGCAUGGCCUCCACGUCGCCGCUGGCUGCCCUGUACUUCGUAGCUCUCAUGACCUUCGGCAACUAUGUCCUCUUCAACCUACUGGUGGCCAUCCUGGUGGAGGGAUUUCAGGCAGAGGGAGAUGCCAACCGCUCCUAUUCCGACGAGGACAGGUCCUCAUGCAACUUCGAGGAGACCGACAAGCAGAAGGACCCCCUCCAGCUGUCAGACCCCAAGAUCUGCACCCUGACCCCCAACGGACACCUGGAUCUGGCCGUGGGGCCGCCCCUGGGGCUGUACCCUGCGGAGCGCCUCGCCUUCGCCCUGGGCUCCCGCAAGAGCAGCGUCACCUCGCUGGGACGAGCUACCAUGGAGCAAAGGCCACUGUGUCCGGGACGUGGCUCGUUGUACCACACCUGGGGCCGGCCUCUCCCCCAGGCGGUCUGGAACCGGCGCUCCAGUUGGAACAGCUUGGGCCAGGCCAACCGGGCCGUGGGGGUGGGCGUAGGCGGUGGAAGAAGCCUCCGGCUGCGUAGCGCCCAGCAGUCCUAUCUGGCAGAGCAGGAGUCCCUCCUGUCGCCGCCUCCCCUCCAACUCCCUCCGCACCUCCUCUCGCGCCACCUCUACCCUCGCCGCGAGCGCCGCGCCUACUCCCUGGAGCUGCCAGAGCUGUUGCAGGUGCCGGCGCCGCCGGGACAGACGCUGGGGCCUCCCCUGCCCCCUCUUCACGGCCACGCGCCACGCAAGAAGAGCUUCUCGGAGGGGCCGCCAGGAGGCACAGCGGGGGGCGUGGGCGUGGGCGUGGGUGGGGAGCACCUGGACUGCAAUGGCAAAACGCCUCAGCAGAGGCUUCUGGCUGAAGUGUACCCACAGGUCAACACAAGAAGCAAAGACAGGGAGGACCUUGACGACGAGCUGGACUAUAGUCUAUGUUUUCGGAUCCAGAAGAUGAUAGAGGUGUACCGUCCCGAAUGGUGUGAAGCUCGUGAAGACUGGUCUGUUUACCUCUUCUCUCCUCAGAACAGGUUCAGGUUGAUGUGCCAGUCCAUUAUAGCCCAUAAGCUGUUUGACUAUGUGGUGCUGGCCUUCAUCUUCUCCAACUGCAUCACUGUGGCCCUGGAGAGACCCAAGAUCCUGCAGGGGAGCCUGGAGCGGGUGUUCCUCACCAUAUCUAAUUACAUCUUUACCGCCAUCUUCGUGGGGGAGAUGACACUCAAGGUGGUGUCGAUGGGGCUGUAUCUCGGGGAGCAGGCCUACCUCCGUAGCAGCUGGAAUAUCCUGGAUGGGUUCUUGGUCUUCGUCUCGCUCAUCGACAUUGUAGUUUCCAUGGCGGGCGGGGCCAAGAUUCUUGGUGUGCUGCGGGUACUCCGGCUCCUCCGGACACUUCGCCCCCUCAGGGUUAUCAGUCGUGCCCCAGGCCUAAAGCUGGUGGUGGAGACCCUCAUCACCUCUCUGAAGCCCAUUGGCAACAUUGUGCUGAUCUGCUGCGCUUUCUUCAUCAUCUUUGGCAUCCUCGGUGUCCAGCUCUUCAAAGGGAAGUUUUUUCACUGCCUGGGCCUGGAUGUCAAAAACAUCACCAACAAGUCCGACUGUCUCCUGGCCAAUUACAAAUGGGUCCAUCACAAAUACAACUUUGACAACCUUGGGCAGGCCCUGAUGUCACUGUUUGUGCUGGCGUCCAAGGAUGGCUGGGUCAACAUCAUGUAUCAUGGACUGGAUGCUGUGGGCGUGGACCAGCAGCCGGUGACCAACAACAACCCCUGGAUGCUGCUCUACUUCAUCUCCUUCCUGCUGAUCGUCAGCUUCUUCGUGCUCAACAUGUUCGUGGGCGUGGUGGUGGAGAACUUCCACAAGUGCCGGCAGCACCAGGAGGUGGAGGAGGCCAAGCGGAGGGAGGAGAAGAGGCAGAGGCGCAUGGAGAAGAAGAGACGCAAGGCCCAGCGUUUGCCGUACUAUGCCAACUACAGCCACGUGCGCCUGGCCAUCCACACCCUGUGCACCAGCCACUACCUGGACCUCUUAGUCACCGUUAUCAUCGGCAUCAACGUCAUCACCAUGUCACUGGAGCACUACAGCCAGCCUCAUUCUCUGGAUUUAGCGCUGAAAUACUGCAAUUAUUUCUUCACCUCCACCUUUGUGCUGGAAGCUGUUCUGAAGCUCAUCGCUUUUGGAUUCCACCGUUUUUUCAAAGACAGGUGGAACCAGCUGGACCUGGGCAUCGUGUUGCUAUCGGUGAUGGGCAUCACCCUAGAGGAGAUUGAGAUCAGUGCCGCUCUCCCCAUCAACCCCACCAUCAUACGCAUCAUGAGGGUCCUGCGCAUCGCUCGCGUGCUGAAGCUGCUGAAGAUGGCUACAGGGAUGCGAGCUCUUUUGGACACUGUGGUGCAAGCACUUCCCCAGGUGGGUAACUUGGGCCUCCUCUUCAUGCUCCUGUUCUUCAUCUACGCUGCCCUGGGGGUGGAGCUCUUCGGGGAACUGGUCUGCAACGAGGAGUAUCGCUGUGAGGGCAUGAGUCGACAUGCCACCUUUGAGAACUUUGGCAUGGCUUUCCUCACUCUCUUCCAGGUCUCCACUGGAGACAACUGGAAUGGUAUCAUGAAGGACACGCUGCGCGAGUGCCCGCCGGACACGGACUACACGUGCAACCCCAGCCUGCAGUUCAUCUCGCCCAUGUACUUUGUGAGCUUCGUGCUGACGGCCCAGUUCGUGCUGAUCAACGUGGUGGUGGCGGUGCUGAUGAAGCACCUGGACGACUCCAACAAGGAGGCCAUGGAGGAGGCCAUGGAGGACGCCGAGAUCGAGAUGGAGCUGGCCCAGGGCACCAUCUGCUGCAUGGGCGGAGGCGUGCCGGGAGUAGCGGUCAUCGGAGCAGGAGGUGGUGUUGGUGGAGGUGGAGCUGGAGGAGGUCCCGUGGUGGGGAAGAUGCGCAUGGAGCAGUCUGGUGGAGUGGUGACGAGCCAGAGCGCAGGCCUCCACCACCACGCUCAGACGGUCAGCCCGCACUCCAGCCCCCGUGAGUCCAGGGACGCGGCCCGCAUCUACUCCCCAGCACAGGAGAACCUAUGGUUGGACAGUGUGUCUCUGCUGAUCAAAGACUCCUUCGAGGGGGAGAUGCUGAUGAUUGACAACCUCUCCGGCUCCGUCUUCCACCACUACUCCUCCCCUCCCGUCUGCAAAGACUGCAAGACGCACCCGCAAGAGGAGAUUCGAAUGGCGGAGCUGGAGCAGGCUUCUCUGAGAUCUGAGCAGCUGUCGGACAAGUCCUCGUCACCAGCCCUCCCUGAUAACCUCAGCCUGGACGAGCAGAGUGUCUUUCAGCUUCUGGUUCAAGACAGUAAGGAUGAACAGUGUCCUGGGGACAGGCACAGUACUGAGGAAGCAGAGUUCCAUCGGGAGGGUUGGGAUCCGGCUCCAGACCCGCUGCUGCUGCGUUCCCCGGGCCACUGCUCGCUAAUGGAGGGAGAGGAGCUGAGGCUGGAGGAGGAGGAAGAGGAGGAGGAGGAGGAAGAGGAGGAAGAGGGAGAGGAAGAAGAGACCCAGAAUCUGAUACAGAAGCAGCAGCAGUCCAGUCAUGUCCUGACACAGCACAGCCCUGGUGGUGCUGAGAGUAGCAGUAGCAGCAGCAGCAGAAUGAAGGGGCGUGGUUGUGAAGGCAGAGGUGGACCCUCCUCCCCCAUCCCCUUCCAGCUUCCUGCGGAGUUCUUCCACCCAGCCUCGGCAGCCAUCCCAGCACGGGCUCGCUUUGGCUACCGCUCCAAACGGCUAAGGAUGACCUCUCCAGCAUCCUGGGCCUCGCUAAGAUCUCCCGGAGCCAACAGCAGGAUGCUCUGCACCCAGUACCCUUCACACAGCGACUCUUCUCUAGCCACGGGGAGCUCGGAGGGCAGUCUUCAAACCACGGUGGAGGAAGGUCUAAGCUUUAGCGUCUCCCCCCCUCAGGAUUUCCAUCUUCCCUUGCCCUCCCAUUCCUCCUUGCAAGGAGGCAACCCGCACCACCCUACCAGGGAGACUCUGAGGCCCCACAGCACGUCCUCCGUCAAAUUCACCCUCCAAGCCACCAGGGGUCACCAUCACCAGAGGAGCCAGAGCAGCUGCGGUGGAAGCACCAGCCCCGGCUGCCAAAGAGAGGACUCCAUGGAUCCCUCCGAUGAGGAUCUGGGCAUCGUGAUUGGCGGAUGCAGCAACAGUGAACAGUUGUCAGACACGCUGAGUAGCCUCUCGCUGUCCUCCCUGCUCUACUCCACCUCACUGCUGCCCCCGGUGGUGAAGAAGAGCAACAGCACCGGCAGCCUGGACCACGGGAAGCACUUGAGCAGAGGGAGGGACGGUCAGCCGCAGGGUUACACGAGUAAACCUUGGUCGGACCAGAGAGAAGCCAGGGGGGAGAUGCAAGCAGCGCAGUCCGACAUUACAGAACUGGAGGGCGAAAGUACAAGCCAAAUAACAGCUGUGGCCUCCAAGAAGAACAGAUGAAACCGUCUGUGUUGGCUCUUUGUCAAGGUCCGCCACUCGCCCUGUUUUUGUGUAAGACAGGGCGUGGUUUGGCAACAGGAUGUUGUUCCAUAAUUUUGAGAAAACUAACAAAACAAAAUUCCCCAUGCCCUCCUCCUUCUCCCUUCUUAUUUGUUGUUACCCAUCCCCUCUUUUGUACCUACUGUAUCUGGAUAAGUGGUUCCAGCAUGGGGUCAAAGGGGUUCCAGGUGAUGCCUUCUAGAAGGUGAGAUUAGAGAGGCUUUGGGAUCCCCUGGCUGCACAGGGAAGAAGAACCAGCCGCUUAGAGCAACAGAGAGAGAGAGCGGAAAAUCAGUAGCCAUCUCAAGUCAAAGAGAAAGCCUGCAGGCGUAACUUUCUUUGGAAAAGAUGGAUUUCGGAUCAGUGCGAUUUGUGUUUUGAUCUUGAUCUCUUGCAUACCCUGCAAGCAAGGCCGGAAAGGAUCAAAUCAUUGGGAGGAGCAGUAUAUGCAGAUCAGCCAAUCUGUACAAAAGGGACGUGUUGAAGUGAAAGAUUUUACUGAGAGGAAUGCUUCUGUUCAACGACGCAGGAAACUAUAAGUCUUGUGUUCCCUCUUUGGUUUGUGCCGUUUCAAAUGUCUCUCCAGAACAUGCUUCGUUGUGUUCUUCAACAAAGAAAUGAAACCACCAUGGGUUUGAGUCAGAGCCUAGCCUGGAUGGAUUGUGAGAUGUUGAUUUAAAUGGCCAAGUAGCUUAAAUUGCCUUUAUCCGAGAAACAAGGGGAUAUUGUGGUAGGGUGGCUUUUAACAGUAUAUUCCUGACAGCAAGAGAUUAACAAGGGAAUAAAUGCAUAGAAAUAUCACCAAGGAAGCACCACUUUGGCGGUAAAGACAUAAGGUGUCAGAAAGGCAUCAGGCAUGCACAGUUCGUCUCCCUGGAGAUUCAAGAGACAACCCUAGCGAUGCAUCCAUUGGAAAUGGACUUGAUGGUGUUGUGGUGGCCCUCUUUUUGAAAAGAGGAACUUGUGUUUUUUUCCUUUUUUUUGCCAAAGAGGAAAGGAAAGACAUGCACGGAAUGCAACACCAUUGUUGGAUGAAUGAUUUCUGAGUGAUGACUAAGUAUUUCAUUUUAGACAUCUGAAGGAAAAGAAAGG